This is a messenger RNA of Plasmodium knowlesi strain H, 2490 nucleotides long. Its product is annotated as aminomethyltransferase, putative. Gene Ontology annotation, cellular component: mitochondrion. The record is from RefSeq and is a predicted model, not a curated record. The coding region runs from base 1 to 2490 and encodes 829 amino acids. The transcript has a single exon. NCBI's taxonomy places the organism in Eukaryota, Apicomplexa, Aconoidasida, Haemosporida, Plasmodiidae. Gene Ontology annotation, molecular function: protein binding.
AUGAAUAAUAAAUUUUCUAUUUUUGUUAAUGGAAUAAUUUGUUGCCAGAAAGUAGUUUCACGUACGCACAUUUUAGCCAACUCGCUUGAUGGUAACACAAUAUGGAUGUGCAAAAGUGGAGAGAGAGCUUUCGGUACUUAUGGCGCAGUUACCAGGAAGAGGCAAAAGCAGAGGGAGAAAUUCUACGAAGAAAAGUACAGACAUAACCCUAACAACGUGCCCAAAUAUUCAAAGGUCAAGAAAGGCAGUAGGGGUGGGUGGAUUUAUAACCCACUCAAACAAGUGACGAAAAAUAAUGGCUCGAAUUUUAUGUAUGAACAGAAAGUAGAGGAAGAAGUUAGUACAGAAGAAAGGGAGUGCAUAAAACGUCUUAUGCAAAUGCGUAAAGAGGUUACCAAGGUGGGGGAUAUUCACUCUUACUGUGGUGGGAAAAAUGACGAGGACAGACAUCAGAUGAUCCCAUCGAAUGUGAACCUCUUCUCUAUAUGUGACAAUUUUAUCGAUAAAAAGAAAGAAAUAAUUAACCAAAUUGAGAAUCCACAGUUUUUUGUCGAUACUCAUAUAAAGAAGCUGACCAACGAGUACACCAAUAUAAACCAUCUCCACGAAGGUUUCAAUGAGAAUGGCUAUGCAAAGGCUCCAGGGUAUUUGAAAGAUGUCCGCAAGAAGAGGAGGAAUGUCUCUGGUGGGGCUCUGUGGGGCAACUGCAAGGUUGUGGAAGAUGAGGUGUGCGAAGAUAGGGGGGGACCUACCAAUCGGAUGGAAGUACCCCAAGAGGAGAGGGCGAUUGUGUACCCCCCUGAACGAUACACAUUCGGCGAAGCGUGUCAAAAAGGGGAAUCCCGUAGAGAGAACCCCUUUCCGAAGGAGGAACUGGCAACGUAUAGUCGCAUCAGGCAAGGCAAGCAAAGUAAUUUAAUAGAAGGCGGAGAUACAGAAGCUGUUAAAGAACUAGAACCUCGCCUAGAGAACAAUAUGACCCACUGCGGGAGUGACAUAAUUGAAGAAGGUGUACUCCAAAACCCCGAAGAUGAGCAAAUGUUAAAAACGCUUUACAUCGAAGACAUAUUAAAUUACGCAGAUGAAGGAGAAGAGAUCGAUAUAAGUUGCCUAGAUGUAUUUACCACGUUGAGUACAGCAGAUAGGAAUAGAAAACUGGGGUCUCUUUUUAGCAACAAGGGAGCUUCAUUCAUUCUUUAUAAUAACUGCAUAAUAGCAUCCAAGUUUUCUGAGGGUACCUUGCAGGAAUAUUUCCACACAAGAAAUGCUUGCAGUUUAUUUGAUAAAUCAUACCAACUAAUAAUAAGGUUUACUGGAAGAGAUUCCAUUUACAUAUGCAACCAGUUCCUAUCUAGUGACCUAAACGACGUGAACAUCAACGACGUUUGCUACACCUGUGUAUUGGACAACAAAGCGUACAUAAUAGAUACGGGUUAUGUACUAAAGGGGGAGAACGAAGUCGUGCUGAUUUCCUCUGGAUACUAUAAGAAGGGUCUUUAUGAAUUUUUAAGUGAUUAUAUUUUAUUUUGCAGAGACAGUGGAAUGGAUGUCCAAAUACAAGUCGAGACAAACAAGAGGGUUCUGUCUCUACAGGGGCCACUAAGCAACCUGGUCCUCAACGAUGUGCUAGACUAUUUUAACUGUGAAAAUGCAACUCAUGAGAAAAGAGGGGUUAAGUUCCUAAAAAACGUUAUAAAGGAGGACACAGAAAAAUGCCAAAAUAAUGGUUUAUACUUCCAAAGAGAAGGAAAAGAAAAGGACAAUUUUAUUAACAUCCCUUACAUGAGUUUUAAAAAAUUGAACAUGGUGAAAAAUGCAAAGCAGGUGAUAAAUGUGAGGGAGGAAAAUCCCCUCCAUGAUGAGAUGAACAGGUAUGAAAUUCUCUGCAUUCGAUGUGGAGACACAGGAGAAGAUGGAUUCGAAUUCGUUGUAGAUAAUAACAUCAGUGAUUACUACGUUGAAUUAUUCUUAAGCCAUGUAAAGGUAAAAUUAGCGGGAGCAUAUGCCUUAAAUAUGUUGAGAAUGGAAGCAGGAAUUCCCCUUUACGGUAUUGACAUUUUUAAAAACACAACUCCAAUUACUGCAUCUCUUGCUUGGACAUUAAAAUAUAAAAAAAUUAAAGAGAGAAAUAUUUUUGGGUAUCAAAAUUUGCUAAAGGAGUUCAGUGUCAAGUCUAAGUUUCUACGUAUUGGAAUAAUAUCUAAGGAGUUGAUUUUUAAGACAUGCAAAAUAUUAUCCUAUCCGUAUAAGGAACCCAUUGGUUAUGUAACCUCCUGCACAUGGAGUCCCGUUUAUGAAGAGCGAAUUGCUCAGGGGUAUAUCAAAAGGGAAUUUGCCAAAAAUAACGAAAAGGUUCUCAUAUCUAUACCUACCGACAUCCCGCAAGAAUUUUCCAAGAAGAAAAAAUAUAAAAUAUUAAGGAGCAGAUCGGCUCACAAGUUUGCGCUCGCCCAGGUGUGCGCCUUUCCGUUUGUAGAGCAUAAGUAUUAA